CCGCCCCAGGACGAGGAUGCACUGAGCCCGCGGAGCCAUGGCCUCGGCAGGGGCGGAGAGGCGGCCGGGGUUCCAGGAGGCGACGGUCGUGGGGCAGGCACUGCUCGCGGAGGACCCUGGCCGCGCUCAGACCUCUGAGUGUCCAGUGACGGGAGACCAGUUCCUGGUGCCAGCCCAUGAGGCCGGUGGGACCCAUGGUGAAGACCAGCCCCCAGCAGGAGCCUCCUCAGAGCCGGAGCUCCAGGAGGAAGGACCCAAACUGGGGGAAGAGAGGCCCAAGCCAGAGGCUGGGGCACUAGAGGAGAGAGGCCCCAGGCCCGUGGUCUCUGUAAGGCCCCAUCAUGGUCCAAAGAGGAAGCCUGUCAAGUCCCUCAGCCUCCCAGGCCACCAUGCCCAUCUGAGGGCUGAAGCUGAGCUGCCACCCAGGCUGCUGCUGCAGGAGGAGGAGCGAGAGGGUAGCCAGAGUGAGGUCUCAUCAUCUGCCAAACAGCACAAAAAAGCCAAGAAGCGCAAGAGCCUGGGGGCUCCUGUGCUCCACUCUGUGGCCAGCACGGCGUCUGCAUCCUUAGAGAUGUUGGGGCUGGAGCCCUCCGCCCUGUCCCGGGUCUUUGCAGGAAAGGUCCAGCGCCUGCGGCCCCUGUACCAGUACAUCAACUAUUCCAACCCUGAGCUGAACCAGGUGGGGGAGGGGGACAGGGAGGCCGAGGUGGAUGCAGAGGCAGAGCUGGCCCUGGUUCCUGAGGAGGCAGGUGUGGAGCAAUUGCAGGCCUUGCUGCCCUUGGCAGGUAAGCUGGGCCCGGGCCUCACUUUGCCCUGUCCCAGUCCGUUAGUGCCCCCCACCCAUGCUUUGGCUCCCCUUGGAGAGGAGGCUGGAGAAGAGCCUGGGGGCCUGCCCUGCUUUGGGGUGAGUGACCACCUCAAGGCUGAGGUGGAGAAAUCAACCCAGGUGGACAUCAACAAGAUGCUAAGUGUCUGCAAUGCUCCGCUUGUCCCCCCGCUCUCUCCUCAGUACAAGUGACUGUCCUGCCCCAUUGGUGGCUCCCCUCCUUCCAAGCCUGAACUUGGCUUCAGGCUUCCUGUGGACCUAGGCCCUCUGGUGAAGGGGCAAAUUUGGUACCUGCCCUCACUUGGGAUUUUGGGCUUGCUGAAAAUAAACAUUUUUCUUUUUCAAA
Messenger RNA from Callithrix jacchus (white-tufted-ear marmoset), 1172 nucleotides. It is a transcript of the gene C20H16orf86, whose product is annotated as chromosome 20 C16orf86 homolog. Lineage: Eukaryota; Metazoa; Chordata; Mammalia; Primates; Cebidae. The record is from RefSeq and is a predicted model, not a curated record.